Messenger RNA from Aspergillus chevalieri, 2094 nucleotides. RefSeq names its product putative APSES transcription factor. Bases 1 to 2094 code for a protein of 697 amino acids. Gene Ontology annotation, molecular function: transcription regulator activity; DNA binding; protein binding. Gene Ontology annotation, cellular component: SBF transcription complex; MBF transcription complex. The transcript is spliced from 3 exons. Lineage: Eukaryota; Fungi; Ascomycota; Eurotiomycetes; Eurotiales; Aspergillaceae. The record is from RefSeq and is a predicted model, not a curated record.
AUGGGGGAUGUGGAUUUUUCUAAGAUAUAUUCCGCUACAUAUAGCAAUGUUCCAGUAUAUGAAUACAAGCUCGAAACCGACAGUGUUAUGCGAAGGCGAAGUGAUGAUUGGAUAAAUGCAACGCAUAUACUCAAAGCUGCCGGGUUCGAUAAGCCAGCAAGAACACGCAUUCUCGAGCGGGAGGUCCAAAAAGGAGUCCACGAAAAAGUGCAAGGUGGUUAUGGAAAAUACCAAGGAACAUGGAUUCCGCUUACCGAAGGCCGUCUGCUCGCGGAGCGCAACAACAUAAUCGACAAAUUAAGACCCAUCAUUGAAUUUGUACCAGGAGAUCGCAGCCCUCCACCAGCCCCGAAACAUUCGACCGCAUCGAAACCCAGAGCUCCGAAGGGAGCCGCGAAUGCCCGAAGAAUCGCGAACGAAGAUGUCUUCAGCGCGGUUAAGCAACACCAUCCCAUGGGGCCACCGAGCUUCCCUCAUGAGCAAUACGAGAUGAGCACUGGUUUGGAAGAGGAUGAAUCGAUCGAGCAAGCUACCCUUGAGUCCUCGUCAAUGGUGGCAGACGAAGAGAUGAUGCCAAUGUCCCAGCAUGGUGGAGCAUAUUCGCGGAAGCGGAAGCGCGGAAUGAAUGAAGUUGCUGCAAUGUCACUCAGUGAACAGGAGCACAUUCUAUAUGGAGAUCAGCUUCUUGAUUAUUUCAUGACUGUUGGAGAUGCCCCAGAAGCCACUCGGAUUCCUCCGCCGGAACCACCAGCAAAUUUCCAAGUGGACCGUCCUAUUGACGAUUCAGGGAAUACCGCAUUACAUUGGGCAUGUGCAAUGGGUGAUUUGGAAAUUGUGAGGGAUCUGCUACAUAGAGGUGCUGACGUCAAGGCGCUUUCUGUACAUGAGGAAACGCCACUGGUGCGCGCUGUCCUUUUUACGAACAACUACGAAAAGAGAACGUUCCCGGCUCUUUUGGAUCUACUCUUCGAUACGGUUUCUUUUAGAGACUGGUUUGGUGCGACAAUCUUUCACCACAUAUCCGAAACCACUAGGAGCAAAGGAAAGUGGAAGAGUUCACGGUAUUACUGCGAAAUUCUGUUGGAAAAGCUGCGCCAAACAUGCUCACAAGACGAAUUGGACCUGCUUCUAUCAUGUCAGGACUCGAACGGCGAUGUGGCAGCCUUGGUGGCAGCUCGAAAUGGGGCUUUUCGUCUGGUGAACCUACUCCUGACAUAUUGCCCUCGUGCAUCGGAUUUGGUGAACGAGAAGGGCGAAACGGCCACGAGCAUUAGCCAACGCGCACAAACUGCUGAGCGCGAUAUUCCACCAGCGCCGUCGUCAAUUACCAUGGGCAAUGAUCACAUUGACGGGGAAGUCACUGGGCCGGUUAACACUGAUGCACAGGUUGAUGCUCCACCACCAGAUCCGUCUGCUGCGACAUCUGACCUGCUCUCGAAGAUUGGAGUGAUUAUGGCAGAAGCUAGCAAAAAGCUUGCUACGAGCUACGGGAACACCAAGCCCAAUCAGCAAGACUCGGAUGACAUCGCGAAUCCUGAAACCUUGUACGAGCAACUGGAGCAGGAUCGACAGAAGAUCCAACGGCAAUCAGCAGCGCUAGCGGCCAAGGAAGCAAAACACGACUCUGUUGACGCACAACUUGGGCGGUACGAUCAACUAAAGCGCAACUACGAGUCGCUCUUGGAACAAGUUCAACAAUCACGUCUCCUGGAACGAGCGCCUACGUCGGAGGACAACAAGCCUCCAUCGACUAGGGAUCACAACGAACUCAUGACAACUUACUAUCUAUCCCGGCAGCUCUGCUCGGCACAAAAAGUGCGUCGGACCGCGGUAAAAGACCUCGCGCAACAGACGGCAGAUGCCGGAGUGAGCACCAAGUUUGACGUCCAUCGCAAGCUGGUUGCACUUGCGACCGGGUUGAAAGAAGAAGAGUUAGAUCCGAUGGCUGCUGAAUUGGCCGAGACCUUGGAAUUUGACCGUAUGGAUGGCAAGGGCUCUGGUGCGCAGUCUCCCGAACCUCAACGGCAACAGUCUUCGCAGAGUAAGGAGCCUGCAUCGCUUCCUUUCGCUGGGCCGGUGCCUGUUGAUGCUUGA